Messenger RNA from Lolium rigidum, 2018 nucleotides. RefSeq names its product heat shock 70 kDa protein BIP5-like. The record is from RefSeq and is a predicted model, not a curated record. Lineage: Eukaryota; Viridiplantae; Streptophyta; Magnoliopsida; Poales; Poaceae. Bases 1 to 1998 code for a protein of 665 amino acids. Gene Ontology annotation, cellular component: nucleus; cytoplasm; endoplasmic reticulum lumen. Gene Ontology annotation, biological process: protein refolding; cellular response to unfolded protein; endoplasmic reticulum unfolded protein response. Gene Ontology annotation, molecular function: ATP binding; ATP hydrolysis activity; ATP-dependent protein folding chaperone. The transcript has a single exon.
AUGGCAUUGGCUCGUGCGUCCAUGUGGAUGUUGGCGGUGUUCGUCGCCGCAUUGCUUCUGGCGGUCCCAGGUUCCGCUGCGGCCACGGAAGGCGGCGCCGGUGGGAACACCGGCACCGUCAUCGGCAUCGACCUCGGCACCACCUACUCGUGCGUCGGCGUCUACCGGAACGGCCGCGUCGAGAUAAUCGCCAACGAUCAGGGCAACCGGAUCACUCCUUCCUGGGUCGCCUUCACCGACGGCGGCGAGCGGCUCAUCGGCGAGGCCGCCAAGAACCAGGCGGCGGCCAACCCGGAACGCACCAUCUACGACGCCAAGCGCCUCAUCGGCCGGGAGUUCGCCGAUGCCGUCGUGCAGCGGGACAUCAAGCUGCUGCCGUACUCUGUCGUGGAUCGCAAGGGCAAGCCGCACGUCCAGGUGCAGGUGAAGGACGGCGACGUGCGCGUGUUCAGCCCCGAGGAGGUAAGCGCCAUGGUGCUCACCAAGAUGAAGGAGACCGCUGAAGCCUACCUCGGCGAGAAGGUCACGCACGCCGUGGUCACCGUGCCGGCCUACUUCAACGACGCGCAGCGCCAGGCCACCAAGGACGCCGGCGUCAUAGCCGGGCUCAACGUCCUCCGCAUCGUCAACGAGCCCACCGCGGCAGCGAUCGCCUACGGCAUCGAGCAGAAGGGGUCCGAGAAGAACGUGCUGGUGUUCGACCUUGGCGGCGGCACCUUCGACGUCAGCGUGCUGGCCAUCGACAAUGGCGUGUUCGAGGUCCUGGCGACCAACGGGGACACUCACCUCGGAGGCGAGGAUUUCGACCAGCGCCUGAUGGACUACUUCAUCAAGCUGAUCAAGCGGAAGCACGGCCGGGACAUCGCCGGCGACAUGCGCGCGCUGGGGAAGCUGCGCCGGGAGUGCGAGCGCGCCAAGCGUGCGCUCAGCAACCAGCACCAGGUGCGCGUCGAGAUCGAGUCGCUCUUCGACGGCACCGACUUCUCGGAGCAGCUCACCAGGGCGCGGUUCGAGGAGCUCAACAACGACCUCUUCCGGAAGACGAUGGUGCCGGUGAAGAAGGCCAUGGCGGACGCUGGGCUCAAGAAGACUGACAUCGACGAGAUCGUGCUCGUGGGCGGCAGCACCAGGAUCCCCAAGGUGCAGCAACUCCUCAAGGACUACUUCAACGGCAAGGAGCCCAACAAGGGUGUCAAUCCCGACGAGGCCGUCGCGUACGGCGCCGCCGUGCAGGCUAGCAUCGUGAGUGGACACGUCGACGAUAAGACCAAGGACAUGAUCCUGAUCGACGUGGCGCCGCUUACCCUAGGCAUGGAGACGGUCGGCGGUGUGAUGACGAAGCUGAUCCCGAGGAACACGGUGGUGCCGACGAAGAAGACACAGGUGUUCACGACGUACCAGGACAAGCAGACCAGCGUGUCCAUCAAGGUGUACGAGGGCGAGAGGAGCAUGACCAAGGACAACAGGCUCCUCGGCAAGUUUGAGCUCUCUGGAAUCCCGCCGGCACCGAGGGGUACGCCGCAGAUCGAGGUGACGUUCGAGGUGGACGUGAACGGCAUCCUCCACGUGAAGGCGGCGGACAAGGGCACCGGCAAGUCGGAGAAGAUCACCAUCACCAACGACGGCCGUCGUCAUAGCCAGGAGGAGAUCGACCGGAUGGUGCAGGAGGCCGAGGAGUUCGCGGAGCAGGACCUAAAGGUCAAGGAGCGGGUCGACGCCAGGAACAAGCUGGAGACGUACGUGUACAACAUCAAGAACACUGUGGAUGGUAAGAUGGCCGACGCGAUGGAAAGUGACGAGAAGGAGAAGGUCGAGGAGGCCGUGCGGGAGGCGAACGACUGGCUCGACGGCAACCCGGAGUCGGAGAAGGAGGACUACGAUGAGAAGCUCCGCGAGUUGGAAGAAGUGUGCAACCCUGUCAUCUCGGCGGUGUACCAGAGGUCUGGAGGCGCACCGGGUGAUAACAGCGCUGAGGAGGACGAUCACGAUGAGCUGUAGGACUAUGGCUUGUUUGUUAG